Molecule: messenger RNA, 1195 nt
Organism: Megalops cyprinoides (Indo-Pacific tarpon)
Lineage: Eukaryota; Metazoa; Chordata; Actinopteri; Elopiformes; Megalopidae
Gene: crlf1a
Product: cytokine receptor-like factor 1a
Exons: 8
Coding region: 8-1195 (395 amino acids)
Biological process (GO): cytokine-mediated signaling pathway
Cellular component (GO): external side of plasma membrane
Molecular function (GO): protein binding; cytokine receptor activity
Source: RefSeq, a predicted model, not a curated record
CCUGAAUAUGAUCACCUUUCUGUGUCUCGUGUUGUGUGUUACCCGAGUGCUGUCUUCGUCCACGCAGCUGGCUGCUGUCUUCCCCCAGGACCCUGCCCUGCGCAUUGGCUCCAGCCUGACAGCGACCUGCGUGGUGAGCGCCGAGCUUGGUUUGCACACCAGCACCCUCUACUGGACGCUGAACGGGAAGCGCCUGCCGAGCGGCUCCUACAGCGUGCUGAGCCCCACUGCGCUGAGUGUCACUUUGCCGCGUCUCAACGGCUCACGGCAGCAGUCCGGGGACAACUUGGUGUGCCACAGUAGCGGGGGGCACGUGCUGGCAGGGUCCUGUCUCUACGUGGGCAUGCCCCCUGAGAAGCCAGUGAACCUCACCUGUUGGUCGCGGAACACAAAAGAUCUCACCUGCAAGUGGGCUCCUGGAGGACAGGGAGAGACCUACAUCAGAACCAAAUACACCCUCAAGUACAAGCUGAGGUGGUAUGGGCGAGAAAAGGAAUGUGAAGAUUACAACACCGGGCAGCCCUACACCUGCUACAUCCCCCGUGAUCUGGCUCUCUUCACCCCUUACGAGAUCUGGGUGGAGGCGACCAAUCAGCUGGGAGCCGCCACCUCUGACGUCAUCAUCCUAGACAUCCUUGAUGUGGUGACCACAGAUCCCCCCGCCAACGUCCACGUGAGCCGUGUCGGGGAGCUGGAGGACCAGCUGAGCGUGCGCUGGGGCACCCCCCCGGCCCUCAAAGACUUCCUCUUCCAGGCCAAAUACCAGAUCCGCUACCGGCUGGAGGACAGCACCGACUGGAAGGUUAUGAAGGAUGUUGGCAAUCAGACGUCCUGCAGGCUGGCUGGUCUGAGGUCAGGGACAGUUUACUUUGUCCAGGUGCGCUGUAACCCCGUGGGAAUCUACGGCUCCAGGAAUGCUGGGAUAUGGAGUGACUGGAGCAGCCCCACUGCGGCCUCGACCCCCCACAGUGAGCGCCUGCAGAGCGGGUCAUGUGAUCCCAAGUCGGGGGAGCAGAACUCCACCCUGCGCCGCGAACUCAAGCAGUUUUUUGGCUGGGUCCGCAAGCACGCCUUCGGCUGCAACAGCAUGAGUAUCAAGCUCUAUGACCAGUGGCGCGUCUGGCUGCAGAAGUCCCACAAAACGCGCAACCAGGUCGGUAAGGAGCAUUUUUCCUGCUUUUGGAACGCUGAAUAG